This is a messenger RNA of Eutrema salsugineum, 2076 nucleotides long. RefSeq lists its product as uncharacterized. Lineage: Eukaryota; Viridiplantae; Streptophyta; Magnoliopsida; Brassicales; Brassicaceae. The record is from RefSeq and is a predicted model, not a curated record. The transcript has 3 exons. Gene Ontology annotation, molecular function: nucleic acid binding; RNA-DNA hybrid ribonuclease activity. The coding region runs from base 1 to 2076 and encodes 691 amino acids.
AUGUCGUUCGGCCUCAAGAACGCGGGAGCCACCUAUCAAAGACUCGUGAACCACAUGUUCGCCAGUCAGCUCGGAAAAACGAUGGAAGUAUACAUCGACGACAUGGUGGUUAAAUCCCUGCACGCUAAGGACCAUAUAUCGCACCUAUCGACGUGUUUCGACAUUCUGAACGAGUACGGGAUGAAACUCAACCCCGCCAAGUGCACCUUCGGCGUGACAGCAGGCGAAUUCCUGGUGGUAGUUUCUGCUCGGAAACUUCGGCCAUAUUUCCAGUCUCAUUCAAUUACGGUCUUGACCGACCAGCCACUCCGAACCAUUCUACAUAGUUCAAGCCAAUCAGGUCGCCUCGCGAAAUGGGCCGUCGAACUAAGUGAAUACGACAUAGAGUACAAGAAUCGAACCAGCGCGAAAUCCCAAGUACUCGCCGAUUUUCUGAUCGAACUUCCCAAAGAGUUCGUCGUCGAACAGCCGCCUCGCGAACUAUGGAUUCUGCACGUCGACGGAUCGUCAUCUCACCGGGGAUCAGGUGUCGGAAUCCGCCUCAAGUCCCCUAACGGCGAGAUCCUCGAACAGUCGUUCCGCCUCGAGUUCCCAGCAUCUAACAAUGAGUCUGAGUACGAAGCUCUACUUGCCGGGCUGCGAUUGGCUGUCGAGCUCGGCGUACGACAUCUUCACGCUUUCUGCGAUUCGCAGCUCGUCGCAAGUCAGUUAAGUGGAGAAUACACGACCAAAAACGAACGAAUGGACGCAUACCUAACAGCGACUAAGGUACUCAUCGCUAAGUUUGAGACGUUCGAACUCACGAAAAUCCCUCGCGGCGAGAACUCGUCUGCCGACGAGUUAGCCGCCCUGGCAUCCAGUUCUGACCCGCAUAUGAAGAGAAGGAUCCCGGUCGAAAGUAUCUCAGAACCAAGUAUCAAAACCGCGCUGAAAUGUAAUGUUGCUACUCGCCGACGGAACUACGACGAAAAUCCGAUCUCGGCAAGUACACAAAACAGGAAGUCGACCUGGACGAACAAGAAUGCCGAGCAGGAACUUAAAGAAAACGCCGAGCACAAUCCAGAAGACCUAGCCGCCGAUCACGACUUCGAGCACAUAACCGAAGGACUCCACAGUCCAUCAACCAGCGAAAGCCAGGAAAGCGAGUGCGCCGAAGAUUGGACAGCCGAACUGCGAGAGUACCUCCUCAACGGCAAAGUCCCCGAAGACAAAUGGGCUGCUCGCCGUCUGAAAGUCCGGGCUGCCCAUUACACAAUGCAUAAAGAUAAGCUGUUCCGUUGGAGUGCAUCCGGAGUACUCCUGGCCUGCGUUUCCGGAAAUGAUACAGUCGAAAUCAUGCGCGAAAUCCAUGAAGGGUCCGGCGGCAAUCAUUCCAGAGGACGAUCUCUCACUCUGAAAAUCAAAAAAGCCAGCUAUUUCUGGCCGACGAUGAACGCGGACUGCGAGAAGUUUGCCAUGAAGUGCGAUAAGUGCCAGCGCCAUGGCCCAAUGAUUAACGUGCCGACCGAGCUGCUGCAAACCAGUACGGCCCCUUACCCGUUUAUGCGGUGGGCUAUGGACAUCGUUGGCCCUUUAUGCCGAUCAACAAAUCAAAAGCAGUAUGUCUUGAUUAUGACCGACUACUUCACCAAAUGGGUCGAGGCCGAAGCAUACUCGGAGAUUAGCGCACUGGACUUCAAAAUCCGCCUUAGUUUCUCUACCCCGCGAUAUUCGCAAGGCAAUGGCCAGGCCGAGGCAACCAACAAGACAAUCCUGGACGUCAUAAAGAAACGUCUCGAUGCUAAGAAAGGUACCGGGGCAGACGAGCUCGACGGAGUCUUAUGGUCGCACCGAACUACUCCCAGACGAUCGACCGGACAGUCACCUUUCUACUUAGCGUACGGACUCGAAGCCCUCUGCCCGGCAGAAGUGAGUAUUCCAACCCUAAGGUACUCAGUGCUCCCCGAGGAUCCCGAUCUCAACGACCAGAUGAUGCUCAACAACCUCGAUAACUUGGAAGAGCAACGCUGUUUAGCUCUCCUCCGAAUUCAGAACUAUCAAAACCUCGCUGCUCGGUACUACAUCAAAAAAUUCUGA